CCACGCCUGGCUGCGCCGCGGCCGCUCCCCGGCCACGGGGCUUAUAAGAGGCUCCGGCUGGGGCUGGCCGCAGCUGCUGCUGGAGGCAGAAGGCGGCGGGGAGAGGCGAGAGCCUGCGGCCAUGAAGUCCCCGCAAACCAAGAGCGCGGCCGGCACAGGCUCCGGUGACGGUCCCCCGCGUCCGGCCCCGGGCCCUGCGGCGCUGCGGGCGGAUGCCGGGGAGCUGGCGGAGGUGCUGGGCGAGUUCGAUGCCGUGAUCGAAGACUUCACCUCGCCCGUCAGCAAGCGCCACUUUCAGUACGAGGAGCACCUGGCGCGGAUGAAGCGGCGGAGCAGCGCUAGUGUCAGCGACUGCAGCUGCAUGAGCGACUCAGAGAGUGCAGAUUCACUCUACAGAAACAGUUUUAGCUUCAGUGAUGAAAAACUUAACUCUCCAACAAUGUCAAUUCCAACUCCUACUUUACCAUCUCCAUCAAUAACUCCUUGUAAAGCAAAGCUUGGAGACACAAAAGAACUAGAAGAUUUUAUUGCUGAUCUUGACAGGAUAUUAGCAAGUAUGUGAAGCAAAGGGAUUUUUGGCAUCAUCCCUGUCUACAGAUAAUUCCUCAAAAGAUGCAAUGAAGACCUAAUGCUAUGGAUCACUGAAAGCUGCUGCCAUGUCUGACCACUGUCAACUUUUCUAUCCUGCAUAUUCAUCUUCUGAACAUAACAGUAGUCACCUUCUCUAAGCAUUUAACUGAUGACAUCAGUUUUGUCACUUUGCAGCAGGCUGGAUCAGAUAACUUAAAUGUGCUGAUACUAUAUUUUUUCUUUAAAAUAUAGCUUAAAAGCAAUUUUAAAUUAAAAUUUAUGAAAAUAUAUUUGUAAUUUUAUAUAGUUGGAAACUUUAAUGCUUGUAAUAUAUUUUUGUAUACAAAUAAAACCUGAACUGAAAUCUAGCUGUCUAAA
Molecule: messenger RNA, 948 nt
Organism: Mauremys mutica (yellowpond turtle)
Lineage: Eukaryota; Metazoa; Chordata; Testudines; Geoemydidae
Gene: RGCC
Product: regulator of cell cycle
Exons: 5
Coding region: 122-562 (146 amino acids)
Biological process (GO): regulation of cell cycle
Cellular component (GO): cytoplasm
Molecular function (GO): protein kinase binding; protein kinase activator activity
Source: RefSeq, a predicted model, not a curated record